AUGCUCUUCCGGAAAACUCAUACCUAUAUUUUUCCGGAAGUUAUAAAUACUAUUCUAAUUCUAUUGUUUUCUUCUCUAGCCGUCCAGAACGAACGUCAACCUCGUAAUUCUGCAACCAUCCAACCUCCUACCGAUUUUGAAACUUUGGAUUGUUCAAAUGUGCUUUCUUCAGCCGUUGAUUUUGUACAUUUACCAAGAGAUCAACAACAACAUUUUGCAAGUUCUUCAAAUCCUCCUUUAUUUCUUCAUGACAAAGACCCACUUAACUACCCUCCCCAACCACCUAAUCCUUCAAGUUUAAUAUCUUCAGUAGAGUCAAGUACUGAAGAAAGAUUGGCAUUUAGUGAAACAACUGCUAGAAUAAUGACUUUAUUAAUUAAAUGGGUUAAAGGAAUGCCUUCAUUUAUUAAUAACAUCUGUGCGAAUGACAGGGCAAGUUUUUUGAGAGAAAAAUUAUCCUUAUUGGAGGGUGCAUGGGCGGAGCUUUUCCUCCUUUUCGCUUUUGAAAGCUCAACGCUUUUUGAAGAAACAUCCAAGUUUAUACCUCCUCGUUUACUACAGGCUUUGAAUGCCUUACAAAACAAUUUUAAACGACUAGAAAUGGAUCAGUCAGAAAUUGUAUGGCUUCGAGGGGUUUUACUGUUUCGCCCGGAAUUACCAGGAAUUGAGAAUUCGGCAUUAGUGCAACAAUUUCAAGACCAGUCCAUUUUAGGCCUGCAGCAACAAUCAAUGCGCCGUUCCCCCCAAAUUACCCGUUUUGGACGUAUUCUUUUAUUCUUACCUACUCUAAGAUUGGUAGCAGACCCAAAAUUAAUUGAAGCAGUCUUUAUUAAUUUAGCUUUUGAUAAUAAACCAGUGAAUAAAGUUUUGGAAACUUUAUUGACAGAAAUAUAA
Messenger RNA from Meloidogyne enterolobii, 894 nucleotides. The record is from the annotation of a GenBank genome assembly. Lineage: Eukaryota; Metazoa; Nematoda; Chromadorea; Rhabditida; Meloidogynidae.